AUGUCUACUACGACUACCACCCAACUAGAAUGCAAAGAAGCUCGCACAUCCCUGUCCGCUGGCAGUUCUAGUACUACUCUAUGCACACUCCCCAACGACUCAAGCCCCUUUUUCCCAUCUCACAUCUUGCACAUUGAUGCACAUGGAAUCAGCGCUUUUCGCCUUCCGCUCCCUCCUAACCAGAAAGAAAUCACCAUCACCCAUUCCGACGGCAACCCGGCAUAUGUCUCCACCCGCGACCGGCGUUGGUCCGGCAAUAGCGUCCUUUCACAUCCUAAGCUUGGAAACUUGAUUCGUACAGACUACUUUUUCGGCCCGAACCGAGAUCCCGUUCUAUGCCUGUUACAAACUUCCAGUGUUCUCGCCGAGCAAGUGAAAGUGUCCGGCAAAUGGACCUCGCGCUCUGCACACUUUACCAUGUCGACUGGCGCUGAAUAUGAAUGGAGUUAUGCGAAGGAGAAGCGAUCCGAUGGGCAGAAAUUGAAUCUCAUUGUUCUCCGACACGUUUCUGGCUCAGACGAAAAUGGAAAGGAGAUACAAAAUGAUCGCCGUGUUGCACAGUUGGUGCGCAGCUCCGAUUCUCGAACACCCGGUACAUCUAAAUGCACGGCCGGUAAUGGCGGGGAGCUACAGGUCGAUGAGGCAGAGCUGCAGUUACUGAACCUAGACGAGUCUGUCGUCGUCGCAACAUGUCUUGUUAUGCUUAAGCGAGAGAUUGACCGACGUCGCGUGAUUCAAGGCGCUGUAAUCGGAGGAGCUGGUGGUGGUUCUUGA
Messenger RNA from Penicillium angulare, 774 nucleotides. RefSeq lists its product as uncharacterized. Bases 1 to 774 code for a protein of 257 amino acids. The record is from RefSeq and is a predicted model, not a curated record. The transcript has a single exon. Lineage: Eukaryota; Fungi; Ascomycota; Eurotiomycetes; Eurotiales; Aspergillaceae.